This is a messenger RNA of Fusarium coffeatum, 588 nucleotides long. RefSeq lists its product as uncharacterized. NCBI's taxonomy places the organism in Eukaryota, Fungi, Ascomycota, Sordariomycetes, Hypocreales, Nectriaceae. The transcript has 2 exons. The coding region runs from base 1 to 588 and encodes 195 amino acids. The record is from RefSeq and is a predicted model, not a curated record.
AUGCGUUUCACCUCCAUCUUCGUUGCCGGCGCUUUCGCCACCAUGGCCGCUGCCCAGAGCAAGACCGUCUCCAUGUCCCCUGCUCAGCAGUCCCAGAUGGACUGUCUCGAUGAGUGUGAGGCUGGUGAUGUCAAGUGCCAGUCUUACUGUAUCACCGUCCCUUCUCCUAACGAGGACGACAUCAACAAGACCACUGAGUGUGUUGCUGCCUGUCCCAAGGGCAAGGGCUCUGAGGCCGACACUGCCAAGUACUCCGCCUGUCUCGAGGACUGUAUCGCCGACAACUACUGGAAGUCCGUCGAUGGUACUCCCCGUGGUACUGACGUCCCCGACGCCAAGAGCAAGGCCUCCGAGGCUGCCUCCUCCGCCGCUGAGAAGGCCACUGGCACUGACAGCGCUGCUACUGCCGCCGCCACCGACGCCGAGGCCACCGAGACCGGUGCUGCUGCUACCGAGUCCGACUCCGAGGCCAGCUCCGGUACUGCUACCGGCACUGCUGCUGAGGUCUCCGAGACUGGUAACGCCGCUACUGCCCUCGUCGGCGGUGUCUCCUUCUUCGGUCUCGCUGCCGCCAUUCUCGCUCUGUAA